Molecule: messenger RNA, 1624 nt
Organism: Thermothielavioides terrestris NRRL 8126
Lineage: Eukaryota; Fungi; Ascomycota; Sordariomycetes; Sordariales; Chaetomiaceae
Exons: 4
Coding region: 17-1624 (535 amino acids)
Source: RefSeq, a predicted model, not a curated record
GCAACACAUCUAUGCCAUGAAGCGGUUCUGGACCCGCCGCGACACCGACAUGGAUCCCCAUCGGGACCGGCCCGAGCAGAGCCCGGAUCCGAGACGGUCGGCCGAGGGCAACCCGCCGGACGAGCACACACGGCUUCUGCCGAACCGCGUCGACGGCACCCCGUAUCUCUCGCCCGACGACCCCGCCGUCUCCCCGUACAACCUCUGGACCGUCCGCCUCGUGCGCUGGGUGACUGUCGCGCUCACCUGCAUCGCCUUCGCAUGGUGGGUGUUGAUGGUCGUAGAUGUGUUCAUCACGCCGCCGGGGCUGCAUGUCCGCGGCUCUCCCUUCUUCGCGUUCUGCUACGCCUCGAUCGCACUUGUUACGCUGAUCAUCUCGCUGCUGUUUUUCGCCGUUCCCAGCAAGCUAGGGAGAGUCCUCAGCAUCGUCAACGCCGGGGUGCUCCUUGCUGACGCCAUUAUAAUCCUCGCGGUCCCGGGCCUGCGCCACGCCGAGAUUUGGGCCGGAAUAGUGAGCGUCGUUUGGGCCGCGGUGAUGGCCAUCUGGUUCGUCGCGGUUGACCGCACGGUGCAAUGGGGUAAAGCAGAGGAGGAGCAGCGCUUGACCGGGCGGCCGGAGAGCAGGCGCACUGUGCUAGAGUGGAUCGAGGUCAUGUUGUCGACUAUCGUGUUGGUCGUCAUCACGCUGGUCGUGUUGUUGAUGACAUGCACCCUGAUCCUGCGGGCCGUCGACUCGACCCUGGUUCCGCCGGGAGAGCGGUACUGGGUGGACGGGGACCGAUACCAAAUCCACCUGUACUGCCACGGCAACCAGACCGGCGCCGGCGGAAAUAAGACGACUACGGUGUUGCUUGAAGGGGGCGAGGAUCCGGUAGAGCGCGGUUUGUGGCAGUUCGCCGAAAACGCCGUCAAGAACGGGUCGAUCGGCAGGUUCUGCUUUGCUGACCGUCCUGGCUUGGCCUGGAGCGACACGGCGCCGUCGCCUUUCUCGGCCAGCAUCGCCUCGGAUGCUUUGAGCGAAGCACUCGCCCGAGCUGGGGAGCAGGGCCCUUGGGUACUGGCCAGCGCAGGCAUCGGUUCCUUAUAUUCGCGCGUCUUCAGCUCUCGCCAUGCGGACGAGGUACAAGGGAUCCUCAUGAUGGACCCGCUGCACGAAGACCUGCUCUCGCGAGUCGGAGCCCCUGGGCGCGGGUUUUUGCUCUGGAUCCGGGGCGUCAUCUCGCCUUGCGGAGUCGACCGCAUCCUAGGGGCCAUACUCAGGGGUAGGCGGGCCGCAGACCGAGUCUGGGGCCGUUCCUCGUAUCAGUCGGGAACGACCAUUUUUGCCAAGCUCCAGGAGAGUUUAGUGGCAGACUCGCUCACCAAGCGGGAUGUGAUAUCCAGCCGGGCCAUCCAGGUCGGGAGCACUCCACUGGUGGUCAUCAGCUCGGGCCAGAAAAUUCACAAGGAUAGCGAGUGGGAAGACAAGCAACGAGAUUUGAGCCAUCUCACCGAGAACCUGCAAGCCUGGGACAUCGUAGACGAUGCACCCCACCGUAUUUGGGAUACUUUGAGCGGGAGGCAGGCAGUGGAAAAGAGAUUGAAGCAGCUGGUUAAUAAUCCUUCGGUGCUGCAGGACCUGUGA